UCACAUUUUAUUUUAUUGUUUCGAUGGCUCAGCUUUGAGUUUUCUAUUUUUUCUGCCCCACCCUCGAUUGCCACUUGAUAUUUUCUGCUUGUAUUUUCCUCUUCAUCCUGAAAAUUGAAAUCCCAUUAAGAGAGAGACGGAAAGAUCAUAAUUCUUUUCUCUUUUUUUUUUUUUCUUUUAUAUAUAUAAUUUUGUUUUUUUAUUACUAGUUACUUUCUAAUUUUUUUUCUUUUUUUAAUUUGUUUUUACGUUUUAUUUCCCUUUCUCUCCCUCUCUCUUGAUUCGAUUUUCAGGGUUUAUCUGAUCAGAGAUCGUUUUCGUGGGCUUUGAUUUUCUCGUGUUUUCCUUUCCUUUUUCUUUUAUCUCGUUUUCUCUCGCUUUUUGUGGAUUUCUUCGGUUUAUUUCAUCAAUUUUAAGGUGAGAAAAACUUCAUCUUUUUAUAUUCCUUCGUUUCGGUAACCUUUAUAUUUUAUUUCAUCUUGAAAAUCAUAAAUUUGAAUUUGAAGGCAAUAGAUUCUGAAUAGCGUUUAUAUAUAUUUAAAUGUUUCCUUUUUAUAUGCAAAUCUCCACUUUCCGUUUCGUGAAUUUUUAAAUUAUGUAUAAAAAAUGUCUAUAAUUUGAGCUCUUUUAAGUUGGAAUCUUUGAUUUCUGUGGAUUUGGGUUAGGGCUAGGGUUAGGGUUGGGUUGGGGCUAGGGUUUUUUUUUUUUUUUGUAGAUAUGAUCAAGCAGAUAUUAGGAAAGCUACCACGAAAACCAUCGAAAUCAUCCCAAAAUGAUUCAAAUGGUGAUGGAGUCAAUGUUAAUUCCUCUUUGAACCCCAAUUCUUUAAACAACUCAAAACCCGGUUCGGCUUCUUCCAAGUCCUCGGGUUCUCGUUUGAGCAAUGGGACUCUUAAUUCACAUUCAUCCAGUUUGAACAAAUCCAAUGAAGGGAAGAAAACAGCCCCUCUUGCAAGCCAAGCCGGUCCUGUGUCAGCUCCAGCAGUUUAUGAGGCUUUGCCUAGUUUCCAGGAUGUUCCUAGCUCGGAAAGGCAAAGUCUUUUUCUUAAGAAGUUGAAUAUUUGUUGUGUGGUUUUUGAUUUUACUGAUCCAUCUAAGAACCUUAGGGAAAAGGACAUAAAGAGGCAGACUUUGUUGGAGCUUGUUGAUUAUAUUUCAUCAGUUAUAUCGAAGUUCAAUGAGGUUGCAAUGCAAGAGAUUACUAGGAUGCUGGCUGCUAAUCUGUUUCGAACAUUUCCAUCACUGAAUCAUGACAAUAAGCUUCUAGAAAUGUAUGAUUUGGAUGAGGAGGAACCGGCCAUGGAUCCUGCUUGGCCUCAUCUUCAGAUAGUAUAUGAACUUUUGCUUAGAUUUGUGGCCUCACCGGAGACUGAUGCUAAACUUGCUAAAAGAUAUAUCGACCACUCAUUCGUGUUGAAAUUGUUGGAUUUGUUUGAUUCAGAUGACCAAAGAGAGAGGGAGUAUCUAAAGACAAUUCUACAUCGAAUUUAUGGGAAGUUCAUGGUGCAUCGGCCAUUUAUUAGAAAAGCCAUCAACAAUAUCUUCUAUAGGUUUAUUUUUGAGACAGAGAAACACAAUGGUAUUGCUGAGUUGCUUGAAAUCUUGGGGAGUAUAAUAAAUGGGUUUGCUUUGCCUUUGAAGGAAGAGCACAAACUCUUCUUGGUCCGAGCUUUGAUUCCUCUUCACAAGCCCAAGUGUGCAUCAAUGUACCAUCAGCAACUUUCAUAUUGCAUUACUCAGUUUGUUGAGAAGGACUUCAAGCUGGCUGAUACUGUCAUUCGAGGCCUUCUAAAAUAUUGGCCUUUAACUAAUAGUUCAAAGGAGGUAAUGUUCCUUGGCGAGUUGGAAGAAGUUCUAGAAGCUACUCAAGCAGCAGAAUUCCAACGCUGCAUGGUUCCUCUUUCCCGACAGAUUGGCCGCUGCCUCAGCAGCUCACAUUUUCAGGUAGCUGAACGUGCUUUGUUUUUGUGGAACAAUGAUCACAUAAGAAAUUUGAUCAUCCAGAACCGCAAAUUAAUACUCCCUAUAAUCUUCCCAGCACUGGAGAGAAAUACAAGUGGUCAUUGGAACCAGGCAGUUCAGAGUCUUACACUGAAUGUCAGGAAGAUAUUCUCGGAUGCUGAUCAAUCACUCUUUGAUGAGUGUUUGGUCAGAUUCAAAGAAAAUGAAAUGAAGGAAAAAGAGAUUCAGGAGAAGCGUGAACUAACCUGGAAGCAGUUGGAAGAUGUUGCUGCAUCUACUGCUGUAAGCAACAAGGCUGUACUGGUUUCAAGAUUUGUCUCUUCCACUGCCAUUGCCUCCAGCACAAGUCCAAAGGCAACAGCAGGCAGUUGAGAGAUGGAAUGAAUGCAAUUUGUUAGAAAUCAUAUACAUCCAUCGUAGUGAAAUGAUCCAGGGUGUAACUCCAACGGUACACCAUGGGAACCGGUUGUUCUCACUCAGGUUUUUAACAGCGAGACCUUACCUCAAUGACUAGUGAAGGUGGGUUCUGUGGAUAUUAAGGUUUGCUUCUUUUUUGGUUCUGGGCUAAUUCAAUUUUCUUUCAUGCUCCCUCGUCCUUCCUCUUCCAUGAUAGAGGUCCAUGUGUGUGUAUCAUAACGAAUGUAGUUUAUAUAGGCAGUUGGUUGGAUUUACUAUCGGACAUUAUUUAUUAUUGUAUUAUUUUUUGUAAUGAUGCAAGCAGAUAUUUUUUCCCCCUGUUUCACUAAGCUGUGCACACUCCAGCCCCCAUAUCUAUUUCGUAUAAUAUCAUGAAUGGCUUAAGAUAUUUA
This is a messenger RNA of Durio zibethinus, 2771 nucleotides long. RefSeq names its product serine/threonine protein phosphatase 2A 59 kDa regulatory subunit B' gamma isoform-like. Lineage: Eukaryota; Viridiplantae; Streptophyta; Magnoliopsida; Malvales; Malvaceae. Gene Ontology annotation, molecular function: protein phosphatase regulator activity. The record is from RefSeq and is a predicted model, not a curated record. Gene Ontology annotation, biological process: signal transduction. Gene Ontology annotation, cellular component: protein phosphatase type 2A complex.